Molecule: messenger RNA, 1094 nt
Organism: Drosophila grimshawi
Lineage: Eukaryota; Metazoa; Arthropoda; Insecta; Diptera; Drosophilidae
Product: ankyrin repeat domain-containing protein 39
Exons: 3
Coding region: 1-549 (182 amino acids)
Molecular function (GO): protein binding
Source: RefSeq, a predicted model, not a curated record
AUGGAUCAGCAUAGUCCCGAUAAGUGCAGGUGCCACAAGCAAUCGCUGCCGGCACAGCAAACACUCAGCGAUAUGGAUUUCGAUAGAGGCAUUUGGAAUGCAGCUAUCUACAACGAUGUGGACCGUGUGCGCGAGUUUAUAAAGAAGGGGCAGGCAAUGGCGCGCGAUGAUUGCGAUUACACCGCGCUGCAUUAUGCGGCACGCAAUGGCAACGAGGAAAUCUGCAAGCUGCUGCUCGACGAAGGCAAGGUGGAUGUGAAUGUAGUGACCAAGGGCGGGGCCACAGCACUCCAUCGGGCGGCCAUGAUGGGCCACCUGAAUAUUGUCAAGUUGCUGGUAGCGCAGCCAAAGAUUAAUCUGUUGCUGCAAGAUGAGAGCGGACAGAGUGCGUUGCAUCGUGCCGCAUUGCGGGGACAGUUGGAGGUGUGUCGCUUUCUAUUGAAAAAGGAGCCUGGCCUUAAGCUACUCAAGGAUGAGAAAGACAAAAUUGCAUUUGAGUAUAUUAUGGAGAAUGCCAAUGAUGAUUUCAAGCUGCUUCUAAAGCCCUAAACUAGAAAAAAAAACCUUUGUAGCCUUAUAAGUUUGAUCUAAUGUCCAAUUGGCAGCAAAUUGAACCCAAAAUUGUUAUGGUAUUUGUUAUCAUAUAUAUAAUAUAUAUGCUUUAUAGGGCAAUUAAUUCAUUCUUAGUAUAUAUAUCGUGUCAGACUGUAAAGUGUAAGCGUAAAAAUGUUUAAAAACAAAAGAAACAAAUAUCCCUCUGCAUAUUUUUUAAAAUUGUUUCAUAUCUCUUUAAUAUUUGUUUAUAUUGUAACACAAAAAAAUAACAAAAAAAAAAAUUGAAAUUCAAAUAACUUUCUAAUGAAAACGAAUUCAAGUAGAAUUAUUGCAAUGGUUAACCGAAAUUUGCAUUUGAGAAGAUGUAAAACUUUGGCAUUGUCUCGAGCCUAAUGCAUAUUAAAAAAAUACAUAUAGUUUACAUACAGAUUACAUAUAUUAAAUAUGUAUACAUCAUUGAUAUAUCCUCUUAUUGUUGUAAUGAAAUAUGGUAAAUACUAGUUUGCCCAUAAAAUACUAAUUGUGUACUUUUCUUCUUA